Molecule: messenger RNA, 1343 nt
Organism: Poecilia latipinna (sailfin molly)
Lineage: Eukaryota; Metazoa; Chordata; Actinopteri; Cyprinodontiformes; Poeciliidae
Gene: rnd2
Product: Rho family GTPase 2
Exons: 5
Coding region: 508-1215 (235 amino acids)
Biological process (GO): small GTPase-mediated signal transduction
Molecular function (GO): GTP binding; GTPase activity
Source: RefSeq, a predicted model, not a curated record
AUAUAUUUCCUGGCCACAAAACUUAAAAAAAAAAAAAAAAACAUUUUUUUUUAAUAGGCAGAGUGAUUUUAGCGCACAUCACCAGAGGGGAGCAAGCAGCUGUAUUUUUUGCAACUCUAUCAAAUACAUUUUUGAUAACCCAGAUAAUUAAAAAAAGAAAAAAAAUGUCAGAGAUUCUUUAGUUUCUCCCUCGACCCCAAAACGCAACCUCAUGUGUGUCAGACGCCAGUAUUGGGAAGGCGUGGUCAGUCAUUAAGUACCAGAGUUUCCAGUGGAGGCUCUGCGCGUCUUGCUCCUGGUUUCGGCACCUACCGGCUCAGACAGAGUCCGUCAGUGGAAAGCAAAGGGCUGCGCGCAGAAGACCACAGACUUUGGAUUAAAAGGCGCACCGGUCCUGCGCAUGAAUUUGCUCAUUUUUAUUCUCGCUGUGCGACUCCUGUGCGCGUUUUAUCGGAGGCUGGAUGCAGGCGCUCGCAGUGUCAAGAAUCCAGCUCUGACGGACUAACCAUGGACAGCAUAGGCAGCAGCCGCUGCAAGAUCGUGGUGGUCGGGGAUACCCAGUGCGGGAAAACGGCGCUCCUGCACGUCUUUGCCAAGGACUGCUACCCAGAGAACUAUGUGCCCACCGUGUUUGAAAACUACACUGCCAGUUUUGAGAUCGACAAGCACCGGAUUGAGCUGAAUAUGUGGGACACGUCAGGUUCCUCUUAUUACGACAACGUAAGACCGCUGGCGUACCCCGAUUCUGACGCUGUUCUCAUCUGCUUCGACAUCAGCCGACCAGAAACAUUGGACAGUGUCAUUAAGAAGUGGCAAGGAGAGACGCAAGAGUUUUGUCCCAAUGCCAAAGUGGUGCUGGUGGGCUGUAAGCUUGACAUGAGGACAGACGUCAACACCCUGAGGGAACUCUCCAAGCAGCGACUAAUCCCCGUCACUCAUGAGCAGGGAAGCGCGAUAGCCCGACAGAUGGGGGCAGUGGCCUACGUGGAGUGCACCUCCAAGGUUUCGGAGAACAGCGUCCGCGACGUGUUCCACAUCACCACCUUAGCGUCGGUGCGGCAGCCGCAUAAGCCUCAGUUAAAACGCAGCAGUUCGCGCAGAGGCCUGAAGAGGGUUUCGCAUCUGCCCCUGCCGCCUCUGACGGGUCGGACUGAGCAAACGGACCCCGCCCCGGCCAUCCAAAAGGACCGGGCCAAGAGCUGUACGCUAAUGUAGAGGGAGCCCCGGCCUCAGUGAUAUGCAGUAUAUAUGUAAAUACACAAAACAGAAAUAUAUGAAAGAGAAAGUCUAUUUAUUAUUUGAGAGGGGUUUUUUUUGUGCAUUUUCAAUUUUUUUGCACUCUA